Bombus terrestris (buff-tailed bumblebee) is the source of this 2147-nucleotide messenger RNA. RefSeq names its product xaa-Pro aminopeptidase ApepP. The transcript has 6 exons. Gene Ontology annotation, molecular function: metalloaminopeptidase activity. The record is from RefSeq and is a predicted model, not a curated record. The coding region runs from base 188 to 2059 and encodes 623 amino acids. Lineage: Eukaryota; Metazoa; Arthropoda; Insecta; Hymenoptera; Apidae.
AUAAGAAUACAAUUGUUUGAUAUUUUUGUAAAAUGUUUGAUAAGAUUAUCUUGUUACGAUAAGACAAGGUGACAUUGUUAUUAUUCGAAAUACAUGGGAUAAAUUAAGUAACAGUCACCGUGUGUACAAUACAUAUACCAGUCUACAUCAUAUAUCAAUAAAAACUUAUUAUAGUACAAACAUCAAUAUGGCACAAAGAAGUGGUGUUACUAAAUUAGCUAAGCUUCGAGAAUUAAUGGAAGCUGUUCAAAUAGGUGGUCUUAAAGGAAAAGGUAUUCAAGCCUUAGUUGUAAGUUCAGAUGAUGCACAUCAAUCAGAAUAUUUAAGAGAGUACGAUGAAAGGAUCCGUUUCAUAAGUGGUUUCACUGGUUCUUUUGGAACUGCAAUUAUUACACAAAAUAAAGCUAUACUGUGGACUGAUGGAAGAUACUAUAUGCAAGCUUUAGCAGAAUUUGAUCCACCAGAGGCAUGGACUUUAAUGAAAGAAGGUUUAUUAGAUACUCCAACCAGAGCUGCAUGGUUAAUUUCUAAUCUACCUCCCAAGUCUAUUAUUGGGGCUGAUCCUAAUUUAAUAAGUUACACAGAGUGGGCAGUAUUACAUACCAGUUUAAUUGCUUCUGGUCAUUGUUUGAUGCCUCUUGAGGAAAAUUUAAUUGACAAAGUUUGGGGUGAUGAACAACCUGCACCUACAGCUAAUGUUGUUUUACCUCAGCCAUUGCAAUUUUCUGGAUGUAGUGCAGGAAAAAAAGUGAAAAUGUGUAGAGAAAUAAUGAACAAAAACAAUGUGAAAGUACUUGUAAUCUCAGCUUUAGACGAAGUAGCAUACAUUCUAAAUUUAAGAGGAUCUGAUAUACCUUACAAUCCUGUUUUCUUUGCAUAUAUCAUUCUUACAUUAGACGAUUUACAUUUAUUCAUUGAUAAAAACAAACUUGCAGAGGAAGCUCAGCAACAAUUAAUUAGUGAAGAAGUAAAUGUAGUUUAUCAUCCCUAUGGAGAUAUACAUGAUUUUUUGAAAAAGAUUGCAAGUUCAUAUGCAAAUGAUGACAAAAUAUGGAUAAGUAAUGGUUCUAGUUACGCUUUACAUGCUGACUGUGGAGAAGCGAAGAAGCAUACAAAAAUUACCCCGAUAAGCGUUAUGAAAGCAAUAAAAAAUAAUACUGAAAUAGAAGGAAUGAAAGCAGCGCAUGUACGAGAUUCAGUUGCACUCAUAAAAUACUUCGCUUGGUUGGAAGAUCAGGUUAAAAAUAAAGAAAAUACUAUCACAGAAAUAUCUGGAGCGACUCAACUUGAAAAAUUUAGACAGGAGCAGGAACAUUUCAUUGGGCUCAGUUUUCCUACAAUAUCUUCAGUUGGGCCACAUGGAGCAAUAAUUCAUUAUCUACCAACACCAAAAACAAAUGUGCCAAUUACAGACAAAGAAAUUUAUCUUUGCGAUUCUGGUGCACAAUAUCGAGAUGGUACCACAGAUGUUACAAGAACAUUGCACUUUGGUAAUCCAACGAGUUUCGAGCGCGAAUGUUUUACAAGAGUAUUUAAAGGACAAUGUCGCCUUUCAUCGACCAUUUUUCCUUUAAUGAUACAGGGAAAUUAUCUCGAUACGCUUGCUCGGGAAAAUUUAUGGAGUGUUGGUCUUAAUUAUCUUCACGGUACCGGACAUGGGAUAGGUUCGUAUCUAAAUGUUCACGAAGGACCAAUUGGUAUUUCUUGGAAACCAUAUCCUGAUGAUCCAGGUUUACAACCUGGGAUGUUUUUAUCAAAUGAACCAGGAUACUAUGAGGAUGAGAAAUUUGGCAUUAGGUUGGAAAAUAUAGAAUUGGUAGUAAAGGCAAACACACCCUACAAUCAUAAGAAUCGUGGCUUUCUUACAUUUGAAACUGUUACACUGGUGCCUAUACAGACUAAGCUACUUGAUGUGUCCUUAUUAACAGAUAAUGAGAUUCAAUAUCUAAAUGAUUAUCAUACAAAAUGUUUGAAUACUCUAAAACCUCUAUUACAAGGGCCAGAAAAUGCUCAAGCACUCAAAUGGCUAGAGAGAGAAACUAAAUCUCUUAUAAAAUAAUUAAUAAAUUGUAUAAGAUUGCAUUUCUUAUCUUUUACAAGUACAAUGCACAAUAAAUUGUUCAUAUAAUUACUUUGAUUACAAGUAA